Molecule: messenger RNA, 1443 nt
Organism: Ipomoea nil (Japanese morning glory)
Lineage: Eukaryota; Viridiplantae; Streptophyta; Magnoliopsida; Solanales; Convolvulaceae
Product: ribosome-binding protein 1-like
Exons: 1
Coding region: 1-1443 (480 amino acids)
Source: RefSeq, a predicted model, not a curated record
AUGGAAGGCGCGCGAGCCAAGAAAAAGGGGGCGGGACGAACGACGGGGGCGAAUCACCGGAGGGGAAGGAGGGAAGGGUGCCCGAGGGGAAGAGAGGCGAAGAAAGGGGCAACCGGGAAGAAGGCGAGCGCGGUCACGAGGCGCAAACCGGGUGUGGGGAAGAGGAAGACAGAAAGGAGCAGGGAAGACAGGGAAUGGCGGCGAGGCAGGGAAGCAGACAGAGGCGGGGCCAGAGUGGGGCAAGCCGGAAAGGCAGCAAGCCAAAAGAAAGCAGCACCACGGGCCGCAGAGGGGGCGAACGGAAGGGGCGCGGGAGGAAGCGAGAGGAGACAGAUCCGCGGCCAGCGGCAGGGGAUAGGAAGCAGGACGGCGAGAGAAACGACAGACAGACAAGGGAGAGGGAGGGGGGGGACGCAGGGACAGGGAGCGCGACCAAGCGCAGAGCAGAGGAGGAGCCGGGGACGGGGAGUGAGGCGGGGUGGAGGGCGGCAACACAAGAAGAAGGGCAAGAGGGCGGCGCAGCGCAAGCCAAGGAGACAGAGGGGCUGCGAAAGGCAGCGACGAGGAGCAAGGGGGACGCGAAGGGGAGCAAAGAACAAGCGGGACGGACGGGGGCGGGACGGGACAGACGGGCGGAGCGGGGACCGUCCCCCCCCUCCGGAGGGACCACACAGGAGGGCAAAGAGAGGGAACAGAUCCAAGGACGACACGCAACAGCCACAGAGGACACGAGCGCACAAGGGGGCCAGAAGGAGGAAUAGGCGAAGGGAAGCAAGGGGAGGCAGAGGAGGGGAGGAAGCCAACGGCAAGGGGGGCGGCGGACCACAGGGAGGCCAGCAGCACAGACGGCAGAGCAAGAAAGGGAGGGAGGGAAUACGGCGAAGGGACAGGAAAGGGCCAGCACACCACAGGAAGGGGGAGAGGAGAGAACGGACCGGGGGGGCCGGAGGGCACGCGGGGAAGGGAAGGAGAAAGAGGGCGAAAGGAAAGGGACAGGGCAGCGGAGAUAGCAGCAGCGGGAGCAAGGCGGGGAAGAGGAGGGGCAGCGAGGGGAGAAGGCGGGCAGCGGACCGGAGGCACGGGGGGGCGUGGGGAGCGGAGGACAGAAGGGCAAAGCAAAAGGGAGGGGGGGAGAAAGCUGAGGGCAGGGAAGGCGAGGGCAUGGCGGCGCAAGGCAAAAGAAGAGGGGCAAGGGAGAAGGCAGACGAGAGCAAGAAGAGAAGGCAGGGAGAGAGGCCAGGGGCGCAAACAAAAGAGAGGGCCCGGGGCGCAUGCAGAACACGACGGCGAUGGGCGGGGAGAGAGACAGAGGGCACAGGACAGGAGAGGACCAGGAAACCCAGAGAGGACCAUGGCAGGACGGGCGAACGGGGGGGAGAGCACAGGAAGGGACGGGGGCCGGUCGGGAGGAGAGGAAAACAGGAGGCAGGGGACUGGGCAUAG